AUCAACAGUAUCGUUGUUAAGGUUAUCGUGAGCAAUUUCUCGCGUAUCUAUCACCAGAAUCAACGUGCUGACAAGCGCCGAGCACAAAAGAAAGCUCGCUUGGCUCGUAUCCGAAUAGUAAAGAAUGCAUCUGGUCAAGCGCUAUUCAAUAAGAAGAAAGCACAUGAAGCUAGAAUGAAGGCAUUUGAACAAGGUCUGCUCUCAUUUGAUGCUCUACGAGAUGAGGACAUAUUUGAGAUCCAACAUCACCACCUGUUGCAAUGCCUGGAAAAGGCUACGGUACACGAGACAACUCCGGACGAGAAAGUGGAACUGCACAAUAUCUGUGUGUCUCAACUUUAA
Ostertagia ostertagi is the source of this 342-nucleotide messenger RNA. NCBI's taxonomy places the organism in Eukaryota, Metazoa, Nematoda, Chromadorea, Rhabditida, Trichostrongylidae. The record is from the annotation of a GenBank genome assembly.